UAUAUAUAUAUUUCUUUUUGUUUUCUCUAUCAGAUCAACAAAUGUUCAGGGAUGUUCAGCUGCUGCUGCAGCAGCAGCAGGAACAGCAUCAUCGGGAAAUGCAGCUGCAGCAGCAACAGCAACAGCAGUUGCAGCAACUGAGGGAGGAGCUCCUCCCUCAGCAACAAGAGGAUCACCGACCGAGGGAGGAGCCCCUCCCUCAGGUGCAAGAGAUGGAAUCCGGCGAGGAGGCGAAGCCACCGCGAAAAAGAGGAGUGGCGGCAGGGAGAUCAGGGUAG
Messenger RNA from Osmia bicornis bicornis, 278 nucleotides. RefSeq names its product ataxin-8-like. The record is from RefSeq and is a predicted model, not a curated record. The transcript is spliced from 2 exons. NCBI's taxonomy places the organism in Eukaryota, Metazoa, Arthropoda, Insecta, Hymenoptera, Megachilidae. The coding region runs from base 42 to 278 and encodes 78 amino acids.